CCGACUCUAUAAUAUAUGGAAUCAUCGCGUGAGCGCCCGAGGCAGAGACCGGCAGCGCAUUCGACAGAAGUCCUCUUGCACUGCCGCCCCGCCGUCCGCUCCUUUUCGCCCUCAUUGCCUCCUCUUUCUUGAAUUCAAAGGAUGACGGAACUACCAUUCAUGCCCAGGGAGAGGCUUCUGAAGCAUCAGCAAUAUUUUCAGCACGUUCAUAGGCAUACGUAUUUGAAAGGACGUUUCGAUAAAAUAACGUCUGUCGCAAUCCCUCUAGCAUUGGCAGGCUCUUGCUUGGCCCUCAUUGGACGUGGGGUUUACAACAUGUCCAAUGGAAUUGGUAAGCAGGCUUGAUUGGUUUAAGUUUUAAAGAUGUUUUGCAUCAGACAUAGCAUUGGAAAGGUUUGUGGUCAUUUAUAAUAAUUGUUAGUUUGAGAAGUGCAUCUUUGGUUGUUCUUAUUGUUUCUACAGAAGCCAGUACUUUGCUGAGUUUACAGCAUGAAAAAGGUUACGGUGACUACUAUGUCGUUUGUU
This is a messenger RNA of Musa acuminata AAA Group (dessert banana), 525 nucleotides long. RefSeq lists its product as uncharacterized. The transcript is spliced from 3 exons. The record is from RefSeq and is a predicted model, not a curated record. NCBI's taxonomy places the organism in Eukaryota, Viridiplantae, Streptophyta, Magnoliopsida, Zingiberales, Musaceae. The coding region runs from base 142 to 345 and encodes 67 amino acids.